UUUCUUAUUUUCAGGCUGGAGGAUUUGGAUAGAGAAGAGGGAGAAAGGGAAAUAUUUUUUUUAACUAGGCAGCCAUCUUUUAUUUUAUUGAGAGCAUAUUAAAAGAAAAUUAGCCUCACCUUCAGUAGACGUCUCCUCUGAAGCUGAAAAUCUGAGCAUUCAGAGGGUUAAGUUUCAGGACUUUAUUCCUGUAUCUCGGAUGUGAUUUUCUUGUUAUGCGGUAAAGAUGCCCGGAUCGCUAAGCAAUGAAGAUGAGGGGCAAGACGAUGUGGAUUUUGAGGACGAUGUGCCAGAUGAGGAUGAGGAAGGUGAACGUCGGAGGAGUGUUCCCCUGACACCCUUAGAGAGGUUCUUCUCUGAGGAUGAUUCGGUUAAACAACAUAAAAAGAAGAAACCCAGCAAGAUAAUGGAAGGAAAGGAACCCAAAGUUAAGAAAAAGAAGAAGAAGGAGGGGCUUCCUAGUGGGCUAGAUGACAUGUUAGACAGAGAGGAUCAUGGUCACAGGUCAGGAAGUGAGAGCAGCACCUUCAGCUCCCUGAAGAAGAAAAAGAAAAAGCCCAAACAGAAGAAGGAGAGGAAAACAAAACAGCGAAAGAAAGAUGAUGAUGAGGACGACGAUGAUGACGAUGAUGGAAACUUAAAGGAGCCAAAGUCAUCCAGUCAGCUGAUGCAAGAGUGGGGUCUUGAAGAUGUGCAGUAUGUCUUCUCAGAGGACGACUAUAAAACCAUAACCAACUACAAAGCCUUCAGCCAGUUUCUUAGACCUCUCAUUGCCAAGAAGAACCCCAAGAUCCCCAUGUCAAAAAUGAUGACGGUGCUUGGAGCAAAGUGGAGAGAGUUCAGUGCAAACAACCCUUUCAAAGGCACCUCUGCAACUGCUGUAGCGGCUGCUGUAGCUGCUGCUGUGGAAACUGUCAAUGUGGCUCCGCCCAUCUGUAUUAGAAGUAUCCAACAGAUCUCACCAUCUGGCCCAAUCAAAAAAGCCAAAACCAAAGAGGGAAAGGGGCCUGGUGCUAAAAAAAAAAGUAAGCCAGUGAAAGAAACAAAAAAGAAAGGGAAACAGAAGAAGUCCAAAUCGAAAGCAGGCCAGGGUGGAAAAAGGAAAAAAGGCUCUUCGAGCGAGGAGGAUUUCCUGGAUGACUUUUCAGACUUUGAUGACAUCAGCAUUCACAGUGCCUCUGUACGCUCAGACAGUUCAGCGGCACCCAAAAAGAAGUCAGCCCGCCAAGGACGAAAAAAAAGAAAAAGAGAGGAUGGAGACGGCUACGAGACAGACCAUCAAGAUUACUGUGAGGUUUGUCAGCAGGGAGGAGAGAUCAUUCUAUGUGACACCUGUCCCAGAGCAUAUCACCUGGUGUGUCUGGAUCCAGAACUGGAGAAAGCCCCUGAGGGCAAAUGGAGCUGCCCCCACUGCGAAAAAGAAGGCAUUCAGUGGGAGGCCAAAGAUGAUGAGGAGGAGGAAGACGAGGUUGCUGGUGAGGAGGAAGAUGACCACAUGGAGUUCUGCAGAGUGUGUAAGGACGGAGGAGAGCUGCUGUGCUGUGACACCUGCCCUUCCUCCUACCACAUCCACUGUCUCAACCCACCACUUCCUGAAAUUCCCAAUGGAGAAUGGCUGUGUCCACGAUGCAUGUGUCCACCGCUAAAAGGCAAAGUCCAGAAGAUUCUGCACUGGGCGUGGAGCGAUCCUCCUCUACCACCUGAGGUUCCCUUUGGGCGAGAUGGAGAGAAGGUGGAUGGUUUGGCCAAAAUGCCCCUGAAGGGUCGUCCAGAGAGGCAGCUGUUUGUGAAAUGGGCUGGGCUGUCCUACUGGCACUGCUCCUGGGUCAGCGAACUACAGUUGGAGCUAUAUCACUCAGUAAUGUACCGUAACUACCAGCGGAAGAACGACAUGGACGAACCACCACCAUACGACUAUGGCUCUGGGGAGGAGGAACUUAACAGUGAGAAGAGGAGGAGCAAAGACCCUCAGUAUGCAGCCAUGGAGGAACGAUUCUACCGUUACGGCAUCAAGCCGGAGUGGAUGAUCAUUCACCGGCUCCUCAACCACAGUUUUGAUAAGGAUGGAGAUGUACACUACCUGAUUAAGUGGAGAGAUUUGCCGUAUGAUCAGUGCACCUGGGAGGCUGAUGACUUUGACCUCCCAGAUUAUGACAGCUUUAAACAAGCCUACUGGGACCACAGGGAUCAUGUGCUCGGUGAAAGCCAUCACCCCCUGCUGUUCAGAAAGGGAAAGAGACUCAAAGAGGGAGGAAAGAGGAGAGAACCUCCACCAGACACUCCAGUUGUGGAUCCAACCAUCAAGUUUGAACAGCAGCCAUGGUACAUUGAUGACACAGGGGGAACUUUGCACCCAUACCAACUGGAAGGCCUGAACUGGUUGCGAUUCUCUUGGGCCCAAGGAACCGACACAAUCUUGGCUGAUGAAAUGGGGCUUGGCAAGACUGUGCAGACUAUAGUGUUCCUGUACUCACUCUACAAAGAGGGUCACUCCAAAGGGCCCUUUCUGGUCAGUGCGCCACUCUCCACCAUCAUCAACUGGGAGAGAGAGUUUGAGAUGUGGGCUCCGAAUUUCUACGUUGUGACUUACAUAGGGGACAAAGACAGCAGGGCUGUCAUACGUGAGAAUGAAUUUACCUUCGAGGACAGCACCGUCAAAUCAGGUCGUAAGGUUUUCCGCAUGAAGAAGGACGCACCGAUAAAGUUUCAUGUCCUGCUGACGUCAUAUGAACUGAUCACCAUUGAUCAGGCAAUGCUUGGCUCCAUUACCUGGGCCUGUUUGGUUGUGGAUGAAGCCCACCGACUGAAGAAUAACCAGUCAAAGUUUUUCAGAAUUCUGAAUGGCUACAAAAUCUACUAUAAGCUGCUCCUGACAGGAACCCCUUUGCAGAACAAUCUCGAAGAGCUUUUUCACCUGCUCAACUUUCUCACCCCAGAGCGCUUCAAUAACCUGGAGGGCUUUCUGGAGGAGUUUGCGGACAUCUCGAAAGAGGACCAGAUUAAGAAACUACACGACCUGCUGGGGCCACACAUGCUCAGGAGACUGAAGGCAGAUGUGUUUAAAAACAUGCCGUCAAAAACUGAGCUUAUAGUGCGAGUAGAGCUCAGCCCAAUGCAGAAGAAAUACUACAAGUUCAUUUUAACACGGAACUUUGAGGCAUUGAAUUCCAAGGGAGGAGGGAACCAGGUGUCUCUUCUUAACAUCAUGAUGGACUUGAAGAAAUGCUGCAACCAUCCCUACCUGUUUCCAGUGGCUGCAAUGGAAGCUCCAGUCUUACCCAAUGGUUCUUAUGAUGGCAACCUCCUGGUGAAAUCCUCAGGAAAACUCACCCUGCUUCAGAAGAUGCUCAAAAAACUGAAAGAUGAAGGGCACAGGGUUCUCAUCUUCUCUCAGAUGACAAAGAUGCUAGAUCUGCUAGAGGACUUCCUGGAGUUUGAGGGAUAUAAAUACGAGCGUAUUGAUGGGAGCAUCACAGGGGGGCUGCGACAGGAGGCCAUCGAUCGCUUUAACGCACCCGGGGCUCAGCAGUUCUGUUUUCUGCUGUCUACACGUGCUGGAGGAUUGGGUAUUAAUCUGGCAACUGCAGAUACUGUGAUCAUAUAUGACUCUGACUGGAACCCACACAAUGAUAUUCAGGCCUUUAGCAGGGCACAUCGUAUCGGGCAAAAUAAAAAGGUGAUGAUCUAUCGCUUUGUAACUCGGGCAUCCGUAGAGGAGCGUAUUACCCAGGUAGCCAAGCGAAAGAUGAUGUUAACCCAUCUGGUGGUGCGUCCCGGCUUGGGCUCUAAGACGGGCUCCAUGUCCAAACAGGAACUAGACGACAUCCUCAAGUUUGGCACUGAGGAGCUUUUUAAAGAUGACGUGGAAGCUGCCAAAGCGAUGGCAGGAGAUAAUAAAGAAGGAGAUGAGGGCAGUGUGAUCCACUACGAUGAUAACGCCAUUUCCAAACUGCUGGACCGUAGCCAGGAUGCCACCGAAGACACAGAGAUCCAGAACAUGAACGAGUACCUGAGCUCAUUCAAGGUGGCUCAGUAUGUUGUGAGAGAGGAGGACGGAGAGGAAGAGGUCCAGAGGGAGAUUAUUAAGCAGGAAGAGAAUGUUGAUCCAGACUACUGGGAGAAGCUCUUGAGGCACCAUUACGAGCAGCAGCAGGAGAAUUUAGCCCGGAACCUGGGCAAAGGGAAACGCAUCCGCAAACAGGUCAACUAUAAUGACGCCUCUCAGGAGGACCAAGAGUGGCACGAUGAUCUUUCAGAUAAUCAAUCUGAGUACUCCGUCGGGUCCGAGGAUGAGGAUGAAGAUUUUGAGGAACGUCCUGAAGGAGGACGCAGACAAUCUCGCAGACAGUUGAAGAGCGAUCGGGACAAACCAUUGCCACCGCUGCUGGCUAGAGUUAGUGGAAACAUAGAGGUUUUGGGAUUUAACGCCCGGCAGCGGAAAGCCUUCCUGAAUGCGAUUAUGCGCUGGGGUAUGCCCCCACAAGAUGCCUUCAACUCUCACUGGCUGGUCCGUGACCUGAGAGGGAAAAGUGAGAAGGAGUUCAGGGCUUAUGUAUCUCUGUUCAUGAGGCACCUGUGUGAGCCAGGGGCAGAUGGAGCAGAGACAUUUGCAGAUGGAGUCCCGAGGGAAGGCCUAUCCCGCCAACAUGUUCUCACCCGGAUUGGUGUCAUGUCUCUGGUCCGCAAGAAGGUUCAGGAGUUUGAGCAUGUGAAUGGGAAGUUUAGUACACCAGAUUUGAUUCCUGUGGGAUUGGAGCUGAAAAAACUUACUGAAAGUGUCUCAUCGGACCCCAAUACGCCUGUUCCUGCCAGUCCGGUUCCGACUCAACCCAGCACACCUGUUCCUUCAGAAAAGACAGGGUCAGUGUCCGGUUCUCAAGAAGACAAGGAGAUUACAGAACCAGGGAGUACCAAAUCGCUGGACCCUGAGCAGCCAGUUAUGCCAGAACCCUCCACUGUACCAGAGAAAACUAACGAGGGAGAAGAACCAAAAAGUGGAAGUCCAGAAGGAAAAGGAAUGGAAGAGAGCGAGAAGAAUGACACCCCAAUUGUCCAUUCAGAGCCAUCGCCGCUUAAUAAACCUAGUGAGCAGUCAGCCAAUCAGACACCUUUAGACUGUGGUAAAGGGAAAGAAACUUCUCCGGAGAGAGGGGAAAAUAAACCCAGCCCAGCAAAAAUAGAUGAUAAGGAGCAAAAACCAGUUUUUGCAGCCAUUCCUGAUGAUUUAAAAUCUGAAGACCCCCCUGAGAACCAACUGAAUGGAGAGAAAGACACGAGGGACGACGUGGAUGAGAGCCACAGAGAUGACAAGAACAGCAUCAAGACUCGUUUCAUGUUUAACAUCGCAGAUGGAGGAUUCACAGAAUUACACACGCUAUGGCAGAACGAGGAACGCGCAGCUGUGUCAUCUGGCAAAAUGUACGACAUCUGGCACCGUCGCCAUGACUACUGGCUGCUAGCUGGCAUCGUAACACAUGGCUAUGCCCGCUGGCAGGACAUUCAGAACGACCCACGGUACACCAUCCUCAAUGAGCCUUUCAAGACUGAAAUGCACAAAGGGAACUACUUAGAAAUGAAGAAUAAAUUUCUUGCCAGACGUUUUAAGCUCCUGGAACAGGCUUUGGUAAUUGAGGAGCAGCUUCGGCGCGCGGCAUACCUGAAUAUGACUCAGGAUCCCAGUCACCCCACCAUGGCCCUCAACACACGUUUCACAGAGGUGGAGUGCCUGGCUGAGUCCCAUCAGCACCUCUCCAAAGAGUCACUGGCUGGUAACAAGCCAGCCAAUGCUGUGCUGCACAAAGUGUUGAAUCAGCUGGAGGAGCUGUUAAGCGAUAUGAAGGCUGAUGUGACGCGGUUGCCCUCCAUGCUUUCGCGGGUCCCACCCGUGUCCGCCCGGCUCCAGAUGUCAGAGCGGGGCAUCCUCAGCAGACUCACCAGCCGGGGCAACGAGCCGCCACCUCAGCAGCCUUUCCCUCAGGGCUCUUUCGGCUGUUCUCAGAUGUAUAAUAGCGGUUUUGCCGGAGGGUUCCGUGGACCUGGAGGCACUGCGAUGGUGAACUACAGCCAGAUGCCCCUGGGGCCGUACGUCAGCGUGUCCUCAAACGGACCUCCGACCCCAACCAGCCACCUAGAGAAGAAGUCCAGUGAUGCUCUGCGAGAUGUGACCACACCUGAUUUGAAAUCAGGCAAACCUAGCGAUGUUAUAUGCAUUGAGGACUAGCACGCAGCCAUUCCGUACUCUUUCUGUACAAUACCUAUGGACAAAACUGUGGAGAACUCCUCCAAACUAUGAAUAUUGAACAGCAAACCUUAUCAGUUGUACUUUUGUCUUUCAGAAUCUGUACUUGUACGCGCCUGUAUGUUUUAUUCAGCAGAGUUCAGUUCUCUUUUAUUCUUUUUCAACUUCUGCGAUACGAAAGUCUUGAUCGAUUAACGAGACUAAGGACGCUAUUAAAGAGGGCACCGUUGUUCUCACAGUCCUCUGAGGUUUUUUUUUAAUUAUUAUUAGAAUUAUUAUUUUUACAUCAUGGCUUAUUUUUCUUGGCCAUGAAGGACAUUUUCAUCUCUGCUAACGUUGAGCCAUCUGGAGGUGCAACUAGUUUCUGGCCAGUUCAAGGACCGGACGUCCCACCUCUACAGCCUGUGCUUUGCUCCUGGCUCUGCUCAUGGAUUCUGUAUUGUUGCUGCCCCUGCAGGUUAUUGCUGUGUAGUGCAUCUAAAGACAGAAUUGUGCAAUGACUGUCAUUUUCUCUGGAAAACUUAAGAUGAUUUUACAGUACGUCACCACUAAUGUUUGCUUUUUGAAUUAUACUGGAUUGUUUUUUAAGUUUACAUUCCUCUUUAAAGAGAAAAAGAGAGUUGACCAUGAAGGUUAAAAAGGUGCUCUCAGUAAUUUUUUCAUUUGUAAAAAUUUAGAAAAAAGAGUGUACACUUAAAAUUAUCAGUAUACUAAGAAAAAGCUUAUUCACAUGGAGUUGAACUGCCUCGCGUUAGAUCACAUGACCUACUAAAUAAUACUCACAAAGAUUGCACCUUGAAAGGAUAGAGCAGUAUUAAAUCAAUGGCAAAUGAAAUGUUUCAUAAACUAUGAGCUGAUAGUUUGAAAAUCUUGAAAAAAAUUAACACAACUUUAAUGGAAUGUUUCAUUUUAAAUGCAACAUGAACACUAUUCAAAUCAUCUGGCAAGCUGUUGAAUACUUCAAAAAUAUUUUGAUAUGUCCCUUGGUUUGUAAAAACAAAACAAAAUAAUUUCAAGAAAUUCAUUUGCAAUGGAAAUAUAUGGGAUAAUUAUACAGACUUUUAACAUGGAGCAAACUCUGCCCACAAUUCCAUAAGCCUGGGAAUUUUGAAAUUAUAUUCUAUUAUUCUAUUAUUGUUGUGUACCUUUAUUAUAUUAUAUUCAUGCAAUCAACAGCAUGUCUGGAAUAUUUCUGUUUUUAAUUUCUGAAUUAUGUUCCACAGGGAGAUUUGUGCAUUGUUUCGACCAUGUUCUUGAAUUCCUCACAUUCAGAUGCUUUUAAUUUUUAAACUUAAUUCUCCCCAUUUUGUAUUAUUAAUAUCAUAUCCUUUUAUUGUCCGAUGCAUUUUGCUUGACAUUUUGUGAAUUGCUGAAAACUUGGACCCUAAGUGCGUUGGUUUUACUAGGCCAAGCUUAUGGAUAGUAUUGACAUGAUUGUUCUGGUGCCAUACGUGGUGUGGAUAUGAAUUGUUUUUGUUUCAAUUUGAAAUAAUAUGCCUUGUGUAACUGUUUUUAAGCAGCGCACUUUAUAUGGAGAUCAGAUGUUUCCAUAGAGACGGCAUCUCCUAUGGGCCAUUUCAAACGCAGUAGAAACCUCUUUAAAUAACUUGUAUACUCAGUUUCAGUCUGUGGUAUGUCAUGUUAAUUAAUGUAGACAAAGUAUUUUGUUUGUUUUCUGCAUCUCAGCAUCAAUGUAAAUGGCACUGAAGUGUCAUGGCUGACCGUAAACGUGAUCAUAGCUUCUUUUGCAGUAGUUUUAACUUAAGGGGUUCAAGAUGAUGAUCAUUUAUGUGUAAACUAUGAAUGUGGAAAAAAUGCAGUUAAAUGUUCACACGCACACUUGCGCUAGAAAAAACUCAUGAUUUCAAUGAAACACAAAGACAGCCUCAAGAGUCAAGGGAUCUUAAAUCCAAGGUUAUAAAGAGAGUGUCGGCAGCAUAAAAUGUGUUGUGAAAUUAAGUUUUGUUUUAAUCCUGUGUGAUGAGUUUACACCAUUUCAUUUGUACUUUUUAUCACUGUAUUGAUACUGACAUUAAGCUCCAUUUAAAGGCAAUCAAACUGAAGCCAAAAUGAAUGUAUGAAGUAAUUAAAAAGCUUCAGUCUAAUAUUAGAAGUCUUUUCAGUCAAGUACACUAGGCUUCAAAAGCUACCAAAAGACCCUGGUCAAGACACCUUUGUUGCAACGAACGCAUAACAUGUGAGAUGUCUUUAGAUUACUUUUGACCAGAGGGAUCUUUGUCCUGGUCUCUAAACAGCUGUGGGAGAAAACAAAAGAAAAAAACAGUAUUGUUAUUCUACAGUGAUAAGAAUAUCAAAAACAGAUAAAUGAACUACCGUCAUUGUACUCAGUGUAUUUCAGGGCUGUCCAAACUCGGUCCUGGAGGGCCGGUGUCCUGCAGAGUUUAGCUCCA
Messenger RNA from Sinocyclocheilus anshuiensis, 8649 nucleotides. It is a transcript of the gene chd5, whose product is annotated as chromodomain helicase DNA binding protein 5. Gene Ontology annotation, molecular function: DNA binding; ATP binding; chromatin binding. The record is from RefSeq and is a predicted model, not a curated record. NCBI's taxonomy places the organism in Eukaryota, Metazoa, Chordata, Actinopteri, Cypriniformes, Cyprinidae. Gene Ontology annotation, cellular component: chromatin; NuRD complex; nucleus. Bases 227 to 6220 code for a protein of 1997 amino acids. The transcript has 40 exons. Gene Ontology annotation, biological process: chromatin remodeling.